UGGGUUGUAAAAUCAAUUAUAAUUUGAUAGUAUUAUUUAUCGACGUGACGCUAUAAUGGCCGCCGGGUCCAACUCAACGCUCAUGUAAUACUCCUUGUCCGCUUGGGUGUGCGUGGGCUUUUUGUGAUGUUCGCCCGUGCCCAUCUCCGCGGCGACGCUGUACGACACGAUGCGCAGGGGCAUGGAGUCCCAAAAUCGCUCCAAGUUGAUGGUGGGCAAGCCAGGCACGUGCACGAGUUUCCACGAAACAAAGUCGAUGUAGAAGCUGAAGAACGAAAACGUGUACGUGUCUUGGGUAUUGUACUUGUACAGGUCCUUCGUGGCCUUUCGCUCUGCCCGCGCGGCUGCCGACUCGCCAAAACUUUCCACCCCCAACGAUGGCGGCACUUGUCCAGACGGGGUGCACACGAAUUCAUCGACGGACGAGUGCAGCGGGAAACAAAUGUGACCCAGCUCUUCGUCGGAGGCAUGGCUCACGUCGUCGGGUGACGACAACCCGAGACUGUAGUGCAAACCGACCACAAGAAGGUUGAGCACGCCAAGUAAAAUGCCACAGAACGAACGUGUGAUGAGUCCGAGGUGCAUUUUCCUCGGCACUUCGCCGCCAAUGUACACUUGGCCCAGCGGAGGUUGCUUGAAGCGCCCCUGGAGCUGAAUCCAAAACGACCGACGUCGACCUGCAAACAAGUGUGACCACUUGGACGGCAUCGGGUCUGUUUUCAGGAGGAAUAAGAUCUGGCCGCUGAACAACUCGUUUUCGAACCGAAUGGGUGCAUCCGAGUUGGGCACAAUCACUUUGCCCUUUCGCAGCGGUGAUGACGGAUGCAUGCUUUUCGACGGCACACUAGUCUCAUGGACGCUCAAUGACGGGGCAUUCCACGGGUGCAUGUUGGCAGCCGUCGCCGCGGCAAUGGGAAUACGAUGGCCCAUAUGUCGAGGGGAAGAAUCCACAAUGCCAA
Messenger RNA from Aphanomyces astaci, 959 nucleotides. RefSeq lists its product as hypothetical. The transcript has a single exon. The record is from RefSeq and is a predicted model, not a curated record. NCBI's taxonomy places the organism in Eukaryota, Oomycota, Saprolegniomycetes, Saprolegniales, Verrucalvaceae. Bases 127 to 489 code for a protein of 120 amino acids.